AUGUUCGCACCCAUAGUGGUGAGAAACCUUAUUGCUGCUCAUGGGAAGGAUGUGAAUGGAAAGUUCGCACGCAGUGAUGAACUAACAAGGCAUAAGCGAAAGCACACAGGCGAUCGUCCCUUCCAGUGCAGUCUAUGCGAUCGUGCAUUUUCUCGCUCAGAUCAUCUCAGUCUCCAUAUGAAACGACACAAUGUCGCUUGA
Cooperia oncophora is the source of this 201-nucleotide messenger RNA. Lineage: Eukaryota; Metazoa; Nematoda; Chromadorea; Rhabditida; Trichostrongylidae. The record is from the annotation of a GenBank genome assembly.